CUCGCUCUCAUAUCGCAGCCUCCUCCUCCGCUCUUUCGCCCGCUCGCUUCGUGGGUUUUACAGUAUCGUUGAUUUUGGUGCGACUUUGCUUGAUGUUUUCUGUUAAUCUCCCAGACAAAUACCCUCGAAUUCUUUCAGGACGUUGAAAAAAGAUUGUUCUGCAAAUGGCGGAGGAAAAUGUCAAUGAACAUGACAUGGGUGGUAUGCUUGAGAACUCAAGUCCUCCAGAAAUACAAGGAUCUGAAAAUGAAUCUGGAGGAAUUGGAGAAAAGAAGUGGCCUGGUUGGCCUGGGGAGAAUGUUUUCAGAAUGCUGGUCCCUGUACAGAAGGUUGGUGGUAUUAUUGGCCGCAAAGGGGAGUACAUUAAAAAAAUAUGUGAAGAGACAAAGGCUCGCAUAAAGAUUUUAGAUGGUCCUCCAGGAACUACAGAAAGAACUGUCAUGGUUUCUGCGAAGGAAGAACCAGAGGUCCGUAUUCCUCCUGCUAUGGAAGGUUUGCUGAGGGUUCAUAAACGUGUUGUUGACGCCGACAAUGAUCCAGCCAAUGCUCCAUCUGGUGCUGGUGGAGCUGUUUGCACAAGGCUUCUAGUGGCGGCAACUCAAGCUGGAAGCCUGAUUGGGAAGCAAGGUUCCACCAUAAAGUCUAUUCAGGAUACUUCCAGCUGUACCAUUCGUGUCCUUGGAGCAGAAAACCUUCCACCUUUUGCUUUACCUGAUGAUAGUGUUGUUGAAGUACAAGGGGAGCCUGUUGGUGUACAUAAAGCAGUUGAACUGAUUGCAACCCAUCUCAGGAAAUUUUUGGUUGACCGUAGUGUUAUUCAAGUGUUUGAGAUGCAAAUGCAAGCUCCGAACACUCGAGGAAAUCCAAACAUGCCACUGCCCCAGACUUGGGGGCCACCUCCUCAAAGUUUUCCAAUGAACACUGGUGGUGGGCCUGGUUUUAUGCCAAAUCCUCAAUACAUGCCACCCCCACGGCAAUUCGACAAUUACUAUCCACCUGCAGACAUACCUCCUUUGGAAAAGCAACCCCGUCCAGGACCACCUGCUUAUGGAAGAGAUCCAACCAUGGGAAUUCAAGCUCCUGGUGCACCUCCACAGCAGUCCGUUGUUACAAAGGUUACACAGACCAUACAAAUUCCUCUAUCAUAUGCAGACUCUGUAAUUGGGAUCUCAGGUGCCAAUAUUAGCUAUAUACGUCGUGCCAGUGGUGCAAGCAUCAUAAUACAGGAAACAAGAGGUGUGCCUGGGGAGAUGACUGUUGAAAUAAAUGGAUCUGCGUCCCAAGUCCAAACUGCUCAGCAGUUGAUUCAGAAUUCCAUGGCCGAAGCUGCUAGCACCACGCAGAACCCUGCAGCUCCACCAGCCAGCCAAGCUUAUAACUAUCCAGGCCAUGGUCCAGUUUAUGCGUCUCCACCAUCCAAUCCUGGUGGUCAUCCUGGCCAUGCUCCAGCUGAUUAUGGUUCUGUGUAUGGAACCAACUAUGGGUAUUAGAGUGGUUGAUAUUAUGGCCUAGUUUAGAUCUGGGAUGGAGAUAUUUUGGAUGGCUCUGCUGUAGUGUUUCCCAUGUGAAAUAUGUGAUGUUUCUCAAGAACUUCGAAGGAAUCGAGUGUUGUAGCUCGAGAUAUGAGAUGUUUCUUAGGGAAAUCAUUAACUGUGUUAAAUCUUUAUUUACCCUCGUCGGGAGAAUAGUGUUAUUAGGGAGCCAAUUUAAGAAUUAUGCUUGGCUUUAAUCA
Messenger RNA from Diospyros lotus (date-plum), 1732 nucleotides. RefSeq names its product flowering locus K homology domain-like. The record is from RefSeq and is a predicted model, not a curated record. NCBI's taxonomy places the organism in Eukaryota, Viridiplantae, Streptophyta, Magnoliopsida, Ericales, Ebenaceae. Gene Ontology annotation, molecular function: mRNA binding. Gene Ontology annotation, cellular component: nucleus; cytoplasm. Gene Ontology annotation, biological process: regulation of gene expression. The transcript is spliced from 8 exons. Bases 165 to 1490 code for a protein of 441 amino acids.